Molecule: messenger RNA, 1475 nt
Organism: Budorcas taxicolor (takin)
Lineage: Eukaryota; Metazoa; Chordata; Mammalia; Artiodactyla; Bovidae
Gene: CHN1
Product: chimerin 1
Exons: 13
Coding region: 96-1475 (459 amino acids)
Biological process (GO): ephrin receptor signaling pathway; positive regulation of GTPase activity; regulation of small GTPase mediated signal transduction
Molecular function (GO): GTPase activator activity; ephrin receptor binding
Source: RefSeq, a predicted model, not a curated record
GUGAGCGCGUCGGGCCGAUGAGGUGAUCCGCGGCCAGCCUGGGAGGAGCGCGUGGACCGGCGGGCGGCGGCGAGCAGUUGGCGAGCGCCUUUACAAUGGCCCUGACCCUGUUUGAUACAGAUGAAUAUAGACCUCCUGUUUGGAAAUCUUACUUAUAUCAGCUGCAACAAGAAGCCCCUCAUCCUCGGAGAAUUACCUGUACUAAUGAGGUAGAAAACAGACCAAAGUAUUACGGAAGAGAGUUUCACGGCAUGAUCUCCCGAGAAGCUGCAGACCAGCUCUUGAGUGUAGCUGAGGGGAGCUACCUCAUUCGGGAGAGCCAGCGUCAGCCAGGAACCUACACUUUGGCUUUAAGAUUUGGAAGUCAAACCAGAAACUUCAGGCUCUACUACGAUGGAAAGCACUUUGUUGGGGAGAAGCGCUUUGAGUCCAUCCACGAUCUGGUGACUGAUGGAUUGAUUACUCUCUAUAUUGAAACCAAGGCAGCAGAAUACAUUGCCAAGAUGACGAUAAACCCAAUUUAUGAGCACAUAGGAUACACAACCUUAAACAGAGAGCCAGCAUACCAAAAACAUAUGCCAGUCCUGAAAGAAACACUUGAUGAGAAAGAUUCUACAGGCCAGGAUGGGGUGUCAGAGAAAAGGUUGACAUCACUUGUUAGAAGAGCAACUCUGAAAGAAAACGAACAAAUUCCAAAAUAUGAAAAGGUCCACAAUUUCAAGGUCCAUACAUUCAGAGGGCCACACUGGUGUGAAUACUGUGCCAACUUCAUGUGGGGGCUCAUUGCUCAGGGAGUGAAAUGUGCAGAUUGCGGUUUGAAUGUUCAUAAGCAGUGUUCCAAGAUGGUCCCAAAUGACUGUAAGCCAGACUUGAAACACGUCAAGAAGGUGUACAGCUGUGACCUGACGACACUCGUGAAAGCCCACAUCACUAAGCGGCCCAUGGUGGUGGACAUGUGCAUCAGGGAGAUUGAGUCUCGAGGUCUUAAUUCUGAAGGACUGUACCGAGUCUCAGGAUUUAGUGACCUAAUUGAAGAUGUCAAGAUGGCUUUUGACAGAGAUGGUGAGAAAGCAGAUAUUUCUGUGAACAUGUAUGAAGAUAUCAACAUUAUCACUGGUGCACUGAAACUGUACUUCAGGGAUUUGCCAAUUCCACUCAUCACAUACGACGCCUACCCUAAGUUUAUAGAGUCCGCCAAAAUUAUGGAUCCUGAUGAGCAAUUAGAAACCCUUCACGAAGCACUGAAACUGCUGCCGCCUGCUCACUGCGAAACCCUCCGGUACCUGAUGGCGCAUCUGAAGAGAGUCACCCUCCACGAAAAGGAGAAUCUGAUGAACGCAGAGAACCUUGGGAUUGUUUUCGGCCCGACACUCAUGAGAUCUCCAGAACUAGACGCCAUGGCUGCCCUGAACGAUAUACGAUACCAGAGACUGGUGGUGGAGCUGCUUAUCAAAAACGAAGACAUUUUAUUUUAA